AUGCCGGCCAUACAUUCCCGUCCGGCAAGUAGUAUGCCACCAUUGGUUGAAAACGAUGGAACUAAUACUGGGGUUCCGCUCGAUCAGCCAAGUAACAUGAUGGAUAGUCAACCUAAUUCAAUGGACAAUGGAUCAAACACCUCUGACACUGCAAUGGCUCAAGAACUUGGUGGUGAUGAUCAUCAUGAUGAUCAAGAAGAAGGUGUGACUACUACUAGGAAGCGAAAGCGCUAUCAUCGCCACACUCAGCAUCAGAUCCAGGAACUGGAAGCAUACUUUAAGGAGUGCCCUCACCCAGAUGACAAGCAAAGGAAGGAGCUGAGCCGUGAGUUAGGGUUGGAGCAUUUGCAGGUCAAGUUUUGGUUUCAGAACAAAAGAACUCAAAUGAAGAAUCAACUUGAGAGGCAUGAGAACUCACACCUUCGUGUGGAAAAUGAGAAAAUGAAGUCAGAAUUGUUGAGGUACAAAGAAGCUUUGGGAAAUAUAGGCAAUAUAUCUUGCCCUACUUGUGGUGGUCAUCGUAUCAACAUUGGUGAUUUGUCUUUUGAUGAACGCCAAUUAAGGAAUGAAAAUGCAAGACUCAAAGAAGAGAUCGAACGUAUCUCAUCUAUGGCUGGAAGAAUUGUUGGAAAAAAUGUAUUUCCAAACAACGACAAUGGUUACAACUCUCCCAAUCCUGUUGAUUUUGGAGUUCUUCCUGCUUACUCGACGCCACAAAGUGUCGAUGGAGAGGGAUAUAACAAUGGAGGUGGUGAAUUUGAGGAUGUUCCAAUUCUAAGUUCAAUGAUUAAUGGGCCAAUUAGUGAGAUUGAAAAACCCUUUAUCAUUGAACUUGUUAUGGCAGCUAUGGAUGAGUUUGUUCAAAUGGCACAUUUGCAAGAACCACUUUGGUUCCCUAGCAUUGAAAAUGGAACAUUUAUGCUGAAUCAAGAUGAGUAUUUUAGGGUUUUUCCAAGGGGAAUUGGACCUAGACCUAUUGGAUUUGUUACUGAGGCUACAAAGGAUAGUUCUAUUGUUAUAAUGAACAAUCUCAACCUAGUUGAAAUUCUCAUGAAUGUGAAUCACUGGUCCAGUAUGUUCUCUGGUAUUGUCUCAAGGGCUUCAAGUGUUGAUGUGAUAUCAACUGGAGGUGCAGGAAAUCCCAAUGGAGCAAUACAAGUGAUAUUAGCUGAAACUCAAAUUGCAUCUCCACAAGUUCCAACUAGGGAAUGCUACUUUGCUAGGUAUUGCAAGCUCAGAGUUGAUGGAACAUGGGCAGUUGUCGAUGUUUCAUUGGACCAGUUACGCGCUGGCCCAGCUGUUAGGUCUCGAAAAAGGCCAUCUGGAUGCCUUAUUGAAGCGGCACCAAAUGGAUGCUCUAAGGUUACUUGGAUUGAGCAUGUUGAAGUUGAUGAUUCAGCAGUGCACACUAUUUACAAGCCACUAGUGAGUUCUGGUCUUGCAUUUGGUGCAAAACGUUGGCUUGCUUCUCUUGAUAGACAAUGUGACCGUAUUGCAAGUGCUAUGGUCACACCUAUUCCAACCAAUGACAUGGUGUUAUCAACUCAAGAAAGUAGAAAGAGUAUGAUGAAAUUGGCUGAGAGGAUGGUUAAUAGUUUUAGCUCUGGAGUGAGUGCAACUGUUGGUAAUCACUGGACAACCUUGUCACAAGGAAAUGGAACAGAUGAAAAUGUUAGAGUUAUGACUAGGAAAAGUGUUGGUGAUCCUGGUAGACCACAUGGUGUUGUCAUAAGUGCUGCUACUUCAUUCUGGCUCCCUGUUUCUCCGAAAACCGUGUUCGAUUACCUCCGUGAUGAGAACACGCGUACCGAGUGGGACAUUCUGUCCAAUGGAGGUCUGCUGCAAGAAGUGGCUCAGAUUGCUAAUGGCACUGAGACAGGCAAUUGUGUCUCUUUACUGAGGGUUAACAGUGACAAUGUUAACCACAGUAACAUGAUAAUCCUCCAAGAGAGCAGCACAGAUCCAACAGGAUCCUAUGUGAUCUAUGCACCAGUUGAUAUCAGUGCAAUGAAUGGUGUGUUGAAUGGUGGAGAUCCAGAUUAUGUUGCUCUGCUGCCUUCUGGAUUCGCCAUUCUCCCCGAUGGUCCAUCAGGAGGCAGGGGAGCUUAUAAUCAUGGCUCUGGUGGAUCUCUGCUGACCGUCGCGUUUCAGAUUUUUGGUUGA
Messenger RNA from Solanum verrucosum, 2163 nucleotides. RefSeq names its product homeobox-leucine zipper protein ROC2-like. Bases 1 to 2163 code for a protein of 720 amino acids. NCBI's taxonomy places the organism in Eukaryota, Viridiplantae, Streptophyta, Magnoliopsida, Solanales, Solanaceae. The record is from RefSeq and is a predicted model, not a curated record. Gene Ontology annotation, molecular function: lipid binding; DNA binding; DNA-binding transcription factor activity, RNA polymerase II-specific. Gene Ontology annotation, biological process: regulation of DNA-templated transcription. The transcript is spliced from 11 exons.